AUGAAUUGUGUCACGUGCAAAGUGAAUAAAAUAGGUCCGAAUACCACUCCAUUCGGAGGCUAUCUGUGCGGUAAUGAGCAUAUGCAAUGCGCGGAUUGCAAUGAUCGCACCGAUGGCCAGUGCGGUAUUUGUGAAGAGCACACCUUCUUUGUUCAGAUGAACUUCAAUCACCGCAACAGGAACACAUCGCCCAUGACCCGAAAUUUUCCUAUCUCUGGUACACUUGAAUCAGCCUCAUCAUGCAUUUUUCCGAAAGCAUUCUUCAACGACAUCGAGACCCAGUCUAGUAUUUCGCAGGAGCAGUUGAGCAUGCAUGAGUCGCAUGAUUCCAUGAGCGAAGACCAAAGUGAAACGGAUCAGCUCUUGAUGCAUGAUGUGCAAAUUUUGCCUUCACAACAUCGAGCGCCUGCACCAACUGCUGCAUCGUUGUCGCCUUCCUACACACCAAUGUCUUUGUCCAUGUCGAUACCCAUGUCAAUGAAUCAGUACCUGCCAAACGCACAGGAGCGUAUUCAAAUGGAGACGUUAUUCUUCGGCAGUAAUCAUCAACCACAGUCGGCUUCGAAUUUCACAUUUCAAUUUCGAACUGAAAACGGUUUCAUGCGCCUAAUGCAGCCGCGCGACUCAAGUACACCUGCAUUAGAAGUUAUAGAAGCACCAAAAAGCAUACAACUGACAACUGAGCGUACAAAUCUCUGCGACACUUCGUGUGACGGUGCCUGUGAACCUGGUGUGGAGGGAACGAAAGAAAGUGUGGGGGCUGACGAGACGGAGGACGUAAUACAUACUUCAGAGAUCCGUUUUAUGGAGUCAACUGAAAGCAUGAAAAACUACUUUUCCGGUGGUACAAUCCAUCCUAUCAUAAAAACAAAGCACGAGCCUCUCCGUACGAGUACCACGACGCAUAGUCGAAACUAUGAAUUUCAAGAAUCUUUAUCUACGAAAAAGCUGCACGAUUUCGAGUCGCGCAAUACAGCACAACCUGCUGAGCUGGUAGAGAGUUAUCUCCGCACUUACGGACCACUUGCGCUAUGUCAAUUUCCAGCCUAUUCAUUCAGCCAUAGUUGUCAAGAGAGUGCCUGUGAGCCUGCAGAUGGCUUACAUAAUCGCCGCCAAUCCAUUCAAACAGCUACUGCUUCGGUAUCCACUGAAUCGGAACCAACUCUGGCCAGCACCAAGAAAACGGAAUUUCCUGCCAAGUACUUGCCGCCUGAUUAUUUUGUAAUGCAAGCAGUUGGCGUAGCGGCACCUACACCUGACACCAUACCAAAUCCGGACAAGAUAGCACGCCCUAGUAUUGAUUUGCGCAUGCAGAAGGUAUUAGAGACAUUACAAGAGAACCCGCGCACUCCGAAUGUAAGUGAAAAGCCCAUCAUUGACCAAUCGAAGAAGUAUUUUAAGAUAAUGGAUCAAUUGGAGCCACCUGCAUUAGUUGAACCAACAAUGCCUUUUAUUAAUGAAAAACACCUGGACCAAAUGUGCUCAUGCGAACUGCCUGCCGGGAAACCAGGCAAUGAUAUCAUGGCACAGCUCUCGAACACGCAUCGCGCCUUUUACAAUCCACCUAUCGGCCAGCCCCUCAAUGGUGUGACCCACUAUUCGAACAAUUUUCCAUGUUCCGAGCCACCCCCUCAAUUCCAACUCGUCACUUGCUCCAACAUUAUGGAAUCGGAGCUUCUGCUCACCAAGGGCCGACUUAUUAAUUUAAAGCCGACACCCGCCUGCCACCUGACCAUUCCUCGAUCGCCCAUCAAGUGUCCUGAGUCAUCGUGUCAACGCAUGAUCUUCGUUUCCGACUUUAAUAAGCAUUUGAUAGUUGAUCACAGCAUGUUGCCCAUGGAGCGCAUAGCGCCACGCCAGUGCAAAAAUUUCUUUCUCGACCCGAAGUUGGCUCAUUGCGGCAAUAGCAAAUGCCACUUACUCUAUCUGAUACGCGACAAAAUUACCGAUCUCGGAAGCAGCAAAUUCAAAGAUUUUCUGCCAUUGUUAGUGAUGAGUACGCGUAUUCGGCUCUCGGAUUUGUGUGGUAUUGACGCACACGAGUAUCCGAAUUUCUGGGAGAGUGAAGCUAAUACCGAGUAUUUGAUGAUAUGGUUGACCGGCAUUGUGCCAGAAGAGUUCCACGUCGCUGUCAGUUUAACGGUGUGGUCACGGUCGGGUAAUGUGCCCGCUUGUCACAUGGUGCAUUCGGGUGAGAUGUAUUCGGUGCGGCGUUCGCAAGAAGUCAAAGAUGUCUGUCACAGCGGCCAAAUGCUGUUGUUGUCCGCUUCCGAAAUGCAGUUACUUACAAACUGUGGCAAAGAAAUGCUCGAACUGCAAAUCGUCGUACAUUAGAUGUUUUAUUCAAGUGAAAAUAACGCGGUAUUCAUGAGAAAAUAUUACAGUACAGUAAGGCAGUCAACACAUUUGCAAACAUUCACGCACAACCAAUAC
Molecule: messenger RNA, 2433 nt
Organism: Rhagoletis pomonella (apple maggot)
Lineage: Eukaryota; Metazoa; Arthropoda; Insecta; Diptera; Tephritidae
Exons: 3
Coding region: 1-2334 (777 amino acids)
Source: RefSeq, a predicted model, not a curated record